GUAACUGGUAGCGUAACGUGAGAGUUCGCUCCCCUUAGCAUUGUGUACUAGCGACUUGUAACCUAACCUGACCGUGGAGUUGACGUCUUGUUGUAGUGUGGGGUUGAGACGUGUGGUAGUGAGGUUAGAAGUGGGUGUCGUUGUGUGGAGUGGACGUCAUUUUUAUUUCCAACGACGGAUGUGUUAAGGUGUCAUGUGAUAUACAGGUGGAAGUGCAGGUUGUCUACCCUUGAAGGCCAUGACGAAAGUGAAAACCAUUUUGGCUGAGUUCUGCUCACCCAAAGACAUCCUAGCUAUCAACAGACUGGGCCUUAUCAAGAAUGACGAAAGGGAUACACAGCCCGUACCCUGGAGACAUAGACUGCCAAAUUCGGAGAGACGAGAUCUCGUCAGGAGCGAGAUGACGCUGAGACCGACCACCAAGGUACACGCCAGAGACAAGGCCCGCGCCGUCCACACUGCCAGGAACCCCAAAGACUCCAAGAUGGGGGAGUGUCUGUUGAACAAUCACGUGAGGGGUGACCCCCUGCUGGGGUCAAACCUUGGCCAGAUCAACAGGAACCAGAAGAGGCGGGAACAAGGACUGGAACAGUCGAUGGAACUGUUCUUGAGGAAGUCCAACUGUCUCAGUCACGAGCCGCUGAUAUUGGUGGAGAGAGCACCGUCACAGAGUGUCCAGACCCGAGCAGCAUUAAUGCGUGAGUUCCAUCUCGACCCGGAAGCGAUUCUCAAACCCCGGUACAUGCGCCCCCUGGUGUCUAGAAGCAGGACCCCGUCCACACUGGUCACCAUCGAGGCCUUCACCGUCCAGCGGAAGUUGAAGAAGAACAUCUGGGACGAGGCCAUCGACGAGACUCCCAAGUUCACCAGCACGUCAAGGCCGUCUGCUCGCCUGACCAAGGAGGAGUUUGACCAGCUGCAAGCCGGUUACAGCUCCCACAAGCCCACGGCACAGCAGCUCAAAGCUGGGGUGACCGGAGCUGUGGACAAGCCGAGGUCAGCGGGUUCAAGGCCGAGGAGUGUCAGGCCGAAUUCUGUUUUUAUUACGCAGAUGACGUAUCGAGAUUCUAGGUCAGAGGUCAAAAGCUAGGAUUCGGGAAAAAAAUAAAUCUUAUAAAAUCUAAAAUUUCGAUGGAUUAAAAGAAUAACAAAGAAAUGGAACAGUGACAUAUAAAUAAGAGCUGCAUAAAGUUUAUGCUUUUUUUUUUCAUCGAUACACAGAUUCAAAGAAACAUUGACAAAAACAAACUGUAAAUUAAUAUUUGAAAGGUAAGAACAGUGCACAUGGUGUACCCAAUCACGUGAUGUUACAGGGGUGUACCAAGUCACGUGAUGUUUGAGGGGUGUACCAAGUCAUGUGAUAUCUGAAGCAUAUUGCCUACUUAGUCAUGUGAUGUUGACUACCUGCUGCAGAGCAAAAUCACAACAUUUCAGCUCAAAGAAAAUACUGCGAGGGCUGUCGCAACAGCUACAGUGUAUAAUAAUAUAUGUUUUUUUUUAAAGGGAGUGUUUGUAUUGUAAUACAUGUAUGAGGUUUUUAUUUAUAUUUCCGGUCGCAUGUAUGAAUGGGACCGAUAGAAGGAGCACCCGCGAAACUCGAUUUACAGACGACAUCCUUUUUCUCAGACCAUAUUAUCAAUCUUAUCCUUUGAUUCAUCUUCAGUUGUUCUUUUCAGAGUCCUAAGUGACUGAGUUUGUAAAUUAUUACGACAGCCUAUUAUAAAUAUUACAGUUUAGCACAUUUAUAUUUUAAAUGUUUUAAUUAAAUUGCUUAUACUGUUUAUUUCAGUCAGUAUAAAUGUUAUAUCUUUUUCUGGUAUUAAUUUUGAUUUUUUAUGUAAAUUUUAACGUUAUAUUUUAUUAUUUUUUUAUUUUCACCUAAAAUCUAUUUUUUUUAAUCCAGGGGAAAGAAUUCAUUUUUUGUUUUGUACUCUGCUAUUUCAUUGUAGCGUCCCUUAGAAUAUACUUUACAAAAAGUCAUUCCACAAAAAAUAGUUAAUGAUGACUUACAACACUACAAACUUGUUUUAUUUUUAAAAAUCAAAUUUAGUUAUAAGUUUAAACAUUAUUUCUGUAAACACAUAAGUGUUUUUAAUAGAUGCUGUAGUAAAAAGCAUUACAUAUUUGCUUAUAUUUUCCUUUACAUUUUUCUGUUUUUGGGGUUUGAUUGUUUCUUUAAGUAAUUAGCUUGUGAUACGGACAUUCGGUCACCUUUUAAUACUGUUUUAUAGCUCGAUCUAAUAAGUUACACGGAGUGUCUAGAGAGACUAUCUAAGGAAUGAAAUCAUUUAAGAUAUCUAAUAGAGAACUGAUUUAAUCCCGCAGCAUGUUAACUGUGUUGUCCCUAGAUGUGAUUGGCCAUAUUGCUGACCACACUAUCCCCUUAUAAGCCGAGGUCACAGAAACAGGUGAACUCUGCUUCUUUUGCCCCGUGGACCAUCAGGUUCAAAAAGGGUACUUUAAUUUAGUAGUUACUGGCUGGAAUGUGUUAUACUUCACAAAAUCCGAAUGUCACUCCCAAAAUCACACAAACACACAGACACACACACGAAUACACUUACAUACACAUACCUUAUUUUUAAAAAUACGUUGUAAAAACAUAUACGUGCUGCAAUAUUACAAAACUAUAUUUCGUUUUUUGUUUUUUUUUUAAUAAAUAAUGUACUAUUGAUUUUUUUAUUUUUUAUUUUUGUGUCUUCAUUAUGUUAGAAUCUUCCUAAACUGGAUGUA
This is a messenger RNA of Physella acuta, 2730 nucleotides long. RefSeq lists its product as uncharacterized. Lineage: Eukaryota; Metazoa; Mollusca; Gastropoda; Physidae. The record is from RefSeq and is a predicted model, not a curated record.